Laetiporus sulphureus 93-53 is the source of this 1582-nucleotide messenger RNA. RefSeq names its product PLC-like phosphodiesterase. Gene Ontology annotation, biological process: lipid metabolic process. Bases 352 to 1305 code for a protein of 317 amino acids. Gene Ontology annotation, molecular function: phosphoric diester hydrolase activity. Lineage: Eukaryota; Fungi; Basidiomycota; Agaricomycetes; Polyporales; Laetiporaceae. The transcript is spliced from 10 exons. The record is from RefSeq and is a predicted model, not a curated record.
CCCUCUCCGACAUGGAUGCGAAAUUCGUGGACAUCGUAGCCGCAAGCGGGACAGCAGAUGGAGCACGUGGGUGGGCCAAUAAGGAGAAGCAGAUCAGCGGACAAAAGCACGUUCGCUUGCUCUGCUAUCAACGUCCGGCGCAGCCUGGGCCAAUUCUCAGCGACAGAACCGAUGCAAGCGUGGCUCCGGCCUUUGGGCACUCGCUGUCGUAUCCUCUACGGGAGCAGGAGAACCCCCGAUGCAUAUAUAAGCAUUACCAACGCAUGUCCGUCCCUGCCCCGAUUUUUCUCUCGAGGUCAUCCUGCUCUCCUCCGCUCUCAUUUUCUCUCGCGCGCUUUCUCUUCCUAUACCAUGUCGCCGCCACAGUCGCUGCCCGAGUGCUGGGGUCACCGCGGAGCUUCUGCAGCAUACCCAGAGAACACCCUUGCCAGUUUUGAGAAGGCCAUUCGCGAUGGAGCCGAGGGUAUUGAAAGCGACGUCCACGUCUCAGUAGAUGACGUUGUCGUCAUGUUCCACGACCCUUCACUGGACCGGACGACGAAUGGGUCUGGUCUGAUCAGGGAGCAGAUGUGGUAUGGGGUCAAUGGAAUGGAGCAGCUUAGGACUACGAAGGAGCCUAAGCAGGCUAUACCCACCUUUGCAGAGACGGUGGCUCUCCUCAUGAAGCCGGAAAACCGUCACGUCAAGUUCAACGUCGAUGUGAAGAUUCAGAAUGACCCGGGACGCCUGUUUAGCCUGAUGCACAAGAUCAUCGCUGCUCAGCCGAACUGGGAGACUGAUCUCGCGCCGCGCAUUCUUGUCGGCCUCUGGCACACGACGUUUAUUCCCCAUGCCAAAGCACACUUGCCCUACUGCAGGCGUUCCUACAUCGGCAACAGUACGGAGCUUGCGAGAAAGUAUUUCUGGGAUAGCUGCGACGUGUUCUCGAUGAGAUUUGCGGUGCUGUGCACUGUAGAUGGGGAGAGGUUCAGGAGAGAAUGCAAGAAGGCUGGGAAGAGAAUUAUGGUGUGGACGGUGAAUGAGCCAGUGCAUAUGGUGGAGGCCGUUCGUUGGGGAGUGGACGUGAUUCUCACUGACACAACGCAGGUCUGGCUCGACCUGCGCAAUGCGCUUCAGGUUGAUUAUGACAAGAUAGCGGGACGGUAUGGCCGUUCGUUCCUCUGGACGUCGUGGGAGUUCUACACACCCGCGACGAGGAUGCGCGAGCGUGCUGCGCGAGCCUACAUCGAGUCGUGCGUCGGCCCCUUCCAGGUGGUCUCGGAGACAUUGCCUGCUCAGAGCGCUACUGUUCCCGCUUCUGCAUGAUUGUUAUUGACCGUAUAUCAUUGUGCUGUAGCUCCCGCGAGACAGACUUUCGCUAACUACAUACGAUUACCCUUAGAUUGUUCAGUCGUGCGAGUUUAAGCAUUGACGUUGUGGUAUUUAGAUGACUAGUUGGGCUGUUUGGUUCCUGGACGUGUUUCGUCAGCUUCGAAUGCCUGCCUUAGGCCACAGUGGCGUAACAAUAUUAUUUUUUCUAUUAUACAGUGAAAAUAUCUAAAGUUCCGACACCAAAACAUAUAAAGGAAAUAUUACGUUAUGC